This is a messenger RNA of Lacerta agilis (Sand lizard), 3037 nucleotides long. It is a transcript of the gene AXIN1, whose product is annotated as axin 1. The record is from RefSeq and is a predicted model, not a curated record. Gene Ontology annotation, biological process: negative regulation of canonical Wnt signaling pathway. Bases 181 to 2799 code for a protein of 872 amino acids. NCBI's taxonomy places the organism in Eukaryota, Metazoa, Chordata, Lepidosauria, Squamata, Lacertidae. The transcript has 11 exons.
GCGGCGGCGGCGGAGUCCCGGGCCCGCCGGCCUUGCGCGGCGGCUUCCCGUCCGGGGCCGCGGCCGCGGCUCGCCUCCUUGUCCCGCCGGCCGUGUGUCUUCCCCCUGGGGCAGGGGCUGCUGGGCCGCUGAGGCGUGGGCCGCUGUUCUGCUACUGCUGCGCCCGCGGAUGCCGUCAAGAUGAGUGUGCAGGGCCAAGGUUUCCCUCUGGACCUUGGGGGGAGCUUCACCGAGGAUGCCCCGAGGCCCCCGGUGCCAGGAGAGGAAGGGGAACUCGUUACCACGGACCUGCGGCUAAGCAGCCAUGGGUUCUACUCCGUGAAGUGCGAUGCCAUCAAAACCGAGACUUCCACGGCUACUCCGAGGCGCCCCGACCUGGACCUGGGCUAUGAGCCGGAGGGGAGCGCUUCUCCCACCCCUCCCUACCUGAGAUGGGCAGAGUCUCUGCACUCUCUGCUGGACGACCAAGAUGGGAUAAACCUCUUUCGGACCUUCCUGAAGCAAGAGGACUGUGCGGACUUGCUGGACUUCUGGUUUGCUUGCAGCGGCUUCCGGAAGCUGGAGCCGUGUGACUCCAACGAGGAAAAGAGGCUCAAGCUGGCCAAGGCCAUUUACAAAAAGUACAUUCUGGACAAUAACGGGAUUGUGUCGCGGCAGAUCAAGCCGGCCACGAAGAGCUUUAUAAAAGAUUGCGUGAUGAAGCAGCUGAUCGAUCCGGCCAUGUUCGACCAGGCCCAGACGGAGAUCCAGUCCAUGAUCGAGGAGAACACGUACCCCCUCUUCCUUAAGUCGGAUAUUUAUUUGGAGUAUACAAGGACGGGUGGGGAGAGUCCGAAGGUGUACAGUGACCAGAGCUCAGGGUCGGGGACAGGGAAGUGUCUCCCCGGCUAUUUGCCUACCCUUAACGAGGACGAGGAAUGGAAGUGCGACAAAGAGGUGGAGGAGGAGAUGUCCGGCCGGGAGUCUGCUCCCUCCAGCCGGCUCACCCAGAAGCUCCUCCUGGAGACGGCCACACAGCGAGCCACGUCAUCCAGGAGAUACAGCGAGGGGAGAGAGUUCAGGCAUGGGCCUUGGAGAGAGCCAGUCAACCCUUACUACGUCAACACGGGCUACGCCUUGGCACCCGCCACCAGUGCCAACGACAGCGAGCAGCACAGCAUGUCCAGUGAUGCUGACACCAUGUCGCUGACAGACAGCAGCGUAGACGGGAUCCCGCCGUACCGACUCCGGAAGCAGCAUCGCCGAGAGAUGCAGGAAAGUGCCAAAGCAAAUGGACGUGUGCCACUACCUCACAUUCCCCGUACUUACCGUAUGCCAAAGGAUAUCCACGUUGAACCACAGAAAUUUGCUGCCGAGCUGAUCAACCGCCUGGAGGAAGUCCUCAGGGACCGGGAGGCGGAGGCCAAGCUGGAGGAGCGCCUGAAGCGUGUCCGAGCGCAGGAGGAGGAAGGCGAGGAAGCUGACGUCUCCUUGGGGGCCCCCGUGGUGGGCCACAAGCUCCCCCUGCCGCAGGCCCUGCCCCACUUUGCCCCCCGCUUUGCCGAGAUGCAGCUCCGGGACGCCCACGAGGAGAACCCCGAGAGCAUCCUGGACGAGCACGUGCAGAGGGUCAUGAAGACGCCGGGGUGCCAGUCCCCGGGCCCCGGGCGCCACUCGCCCAAGCCCCGCUCCCCCGAGGGCGGCCUGGCCAGCAAGCUGCACGGCUUCCUGGGGACGGUGCCCCUCGGGCACGGCAAGCACGGCGCCAAGGCGGCCCUCAAGGCAGACGCGGCCGGCCUCCACCACCACAAGCACGUCUACCACCAUCACCUGGUCCACCACCAUGGGGCACUCAAGCCCAAGGAGCCGCCUGAGGCGGAGGCCGGCCUGGGCGCGCCAGGACCCUUCCCCUGGAAUGUGGAUGCGCACAGCUACGCCGCCAAGUCGCGGGCCUACGGGGAGAGCCUGGGCCCUCUGGAGCCCUCGGCUUAUGGCGGGAAAGCCGGCCUGCUCUCCAAGAGGAGCGUCAAGAAAGCCGAUUUGGGGAAGAGCGACGGCAGCGGCCACGAUGCUCCGGGCUCCUCGGAGGACGUGGAGAAGAACCAGAAGAUCAUGCAGUGGAUCAUCGAAGGCGAGAAGGAGAUCAGCAGGCACAAGAAGACAGGCCACGGCUCUUCCGGGGCCAAGAAGCAGCAGCCCCAUGAGCUGCCUCGACCGGUCUCCGUGGAGCGCCCCAUGGCCGUCCACCCGUGGGUCAGCGCCCAGCUGCGCAACGUCGUCCAGCCUUCGCACCCCUUCAUCCAGGACCCCACCAUGCCCCCCAACCCGGCCCCCAACCCGCUGACGCAGCUGGAGGAAGCCCGGCGGCGCCUGGAGGAGGAGGAGAAGAGGACGGGGAAGCCGCCAGCCAAGCAGCGGUAUGCCCAAGAGGUGAUCCAGCGAGGUCGCUCCUCUGUCAGGCCGGCUUGCAUGCCGCUGCUGAGUGUGGUGCCUGCCGUCUCCGACCUGGAUCUCUCCGAGUCUGAGGCGAAGGUGCAGAAGAGGCCGGGGGGCAGCUCCACUCAGCCCUGCGAGAACAUUGUGGUGGCCUACUACUUCUGCGGAGAGCCCAUCCCCUACCGCACCCUGGUCAAAGGCCGCAUCGUCACCCUGGGCCACUUCAAGGAGCUGCUCACCAAGAAAGGGAACUACAGGUAUUACUUCAAGAAAGUAAGCGACGAGUUCGACUGCGGCGUGGUGUUCGAAGAGGUGCGGGAGGACGAGGCCGUCCUGCCCAUUUUUGAGGAGAAGAUCAUUGGGAAGGUGGAGAAGAUUGACUAGCCCAGAGGAGUCCGAGAGAGACGGAAGCAGCCAGAGAUGGGCGGAAGCGCCGGCCAGGGAGGGGGGCAGGGGGGGCACCGGCAGCACUGGCAUCUUUCCACACCCGCUGCCCAGAAUGGCGCUGCCUCCCCCCUGCCUGCCUGCCUGUGGGGCGGCCACCAGCCCCCUCAGCACAACCUUGAUGCUUUGCGCAUUAGGGGGGCUGUUCACCGAAGCCGACCAUUUUGAUAUCAUCAGG